Molecule: messenger RNA, 2956 nt
Organism: Protopterus annectens (West African lungfish)
Lineage: Eukaryota; Metazoa; Chordata; Ceratodontiformes; Protopteridae
Gene: MC1R
Product: melanocortin 1 receptor
Exons: 1
Coding region: 1150-2142 (330 amino acids)
Biological process (GO): G protein-coupled receptor signaling pathway
Cellular component (GO): membrane
Molecular function (GO): melanocyte-stimulating hormone receptor activity
Source: RefSeq, a predicted model, not a curated record
AAACAGGGGUGGAGAACAAGUCAUUGCAUUGUGCGAAAGGUGGUGAGUGCUCUUGCAUAUCACUCUUAUCCUGCUGUUGUCACUGUUGUGUCCAGACAAGAGGUAAAUGCCCUGUUUCUUGAGUUAAGAGCAUUACUACAUCAAGGAAACCUGUGCCACUGCUUUAGACACACCACGGCUGUACUGGUUACCUACAAUAUGUUACCUCCCCGAAGAGAGGAAACAAAAAAGAUCCCAGUAAAGGACAGUAACAAAUACAGAAAGAAGGAAUAAAGUACAAAUCCAAUGAAACGAAGCUUGAAGAGCUCAUAAACAAAGAAAUGGAGAAGCUCAAAGAAAGUACAACCAGGAACCAAGAAGAAAUAAUUUUAUGAAUGGCAACAUUUCAUAUACAAAACCCGAAGCAACUAGAAUGCAUAACAAUCAUAUGACUGAUGCUGUCCUCCAAAAUAUUUCAUCUGUGCCACCUAGAGCAAUACAGUAUGCUUUAAACUUCUGAGUAUGCAGUCACUGGUGUCUUGGAUGUUCAAAUGCAUACAUGUAUCCUAAACAGAAGAAAGCUCUGCAACCAAGAGUGCAAUAAACAUUUUUCUGUUGUAAGCCAAGAUUCAAAAUCUGUCUGUGGUCUUAUUCAUUUACUGAGGAUGUGUAAGUGCUGUUUCUUAUAUUUAAAAGAAGUAUUUCCUUUGGGGGAAGGGAAGUUUUUCUUAGCACUUUAUCUGAUAUGAUUGCAAAGGAACAAGCCCUUUUGAAUGAAGCUACUGUUAAUAACUAAUUUGCUGCAGAUCAGGGGAGGUGGUGAUCUUAUGCUGUUUUCCCUUUUGCAGUAAGAUGUUGUUUUACAGGGGUUAUCCCGGGCAGUGUAAGAAAAAAGGAAGAAAGAAACUGUAGAAGUUGUGCUACAACUAAAGCACAUAUUGUUUUUCUUUUUAUUUUCUUUUAAGAAAAAUCUGCCAAUUUUAUAGGAAGAUUCAGCCUGUUUAUUCUUCACUCACUCAAAUAUCUUCCACUGUAACAUACAGACAGGACAUCUUCGUGUGGGGAAAAUGUUAUAGACACUGCAUGACCUGAAAAAAAAAAGAAAAAAGGGUUCAAAUCCGUGAAUAUUUGUUUGGAUAUUAAAACUGUUUUGAAUGCAGAUGGGGAAAAAUGUCAACAUCAAAGGCAGAAACUAUGAAUCUCUCCACCACCUCUCCUUUGGGACAGCUGUAUAUGGACUCAGCUCAAAAUGUCACCGACAGUUACUUCAACAGGACAGACAAUGCCUCAUCAGACACAACUCAGGGCAAAUGCUACAAAGUUAUCAUCCCAAAUGAGUUAUUUCUGAUGAUUGGCUUGCUGAGUCUGGUUGAAAACAUACUGGUAAUUAUAGCCAUCAUUCGAAAUCGGAAUCUGCACUCACCCAUGUACUAUUUUAUCUGUUGCUUGGCUCUGUCUGAUAUGCUGGUGAGUGCCAGCAAUGUAGCAGAAACACUUGUGAUGGUCAUGAUGGAUCACAGCAUUCUGGGUGUGUCCCCUAAUAUCCUCCAUCAGAUGGACAAUGUGCUGGACAUGAUGAUAUGCAGCUCACUGGUGUCAUCGCUCGCAUUUCUAGGGGCCAUUGCAGCAGAUCGCUACAUUACCAUUUUCUACGCACUGCGUUAUCAUAGCAUUAUGACUACACGGCGGGCAGUGAUUGUCAUCACUGGGAUCUGGGUUGCCAGCAUCAUUUCCAGUACUGUUUUUAUCACCUUCUCUCACAGUAUUGUUGUCAUCAUCUGUCUUAUUAGCUACUUCAUUAUCAUGCUUUUCAUCAUGGGGGUACUGUACCUGUACAUGUUCAGGAUGGCCUACAUUCAUGCCAAGCAGAUUACCACACUCCAAAGGAAACGCAGUAUGCACCAGGUCACCAGUAUGAAGGGGGCAAUCACCCUCACAAUACUGCUAGGAGUUUUCAUCAUCUGCUGGGGUCCUUUCUUCUUGCACCUAACCCUAAUUGUCACCUGCCCAAAAAACCCCUUCUGCACCUGCUUCUUUAGCCAUUUCAACCUGUUCCUUAUUCUCAUCAUGUGCAACUCACUCAUAGAUCCUGUCAUCUAUGCCUUCAGAAGCCAAGAACUCUGGAAGACACUCAAAGAAAUGGUGUUGUGUUCCUGCUGGUAGGACGUAAUAAAAAGAUUCUGUAAUGCACCCUGCUGCUGGAUGACAGGUGCCAGACUUUGGGUCUCUAUUUUCCAACAGCUAACAUUUUUAAGUGACUGUGCUGUACAUACAUAUUUUUAGAUCUCCAAAUGAAAUGUCAUAUGUCAUCUGUAUUGUUAGUAUUCUCUGAAGGGGACUAUGUUUUGUGAAUUCUAAAGGGAUGCUGCUAAUCUUCUUUGCAUGAUGUUUUCUAAUAUGCAUUUUAUGCUUAUUACUCGUUAAUGUGCAUUAAUAUUAUUUGUUAUUAUAUAUGACUUCUUGUUUAAAACAAAUGAAAUGCAUGUUUUUGUACAGUUCUACUCUACUAGUUAGGAUCCAUGAACUGCACUUACUGCAUCCUUCCAACUAUCAUAAGCUCUAACAAUUUACCUUUUCAUUAUAGUGAAGUUUUAACUGUCUGUAUUUUUAUGCAUAAUGAGGAGUCUUACAUGUUAAACUGUUUUCAUAUUUAUGAAACAUGCACUGAAACAUUGCUGGCUGAUGCAAACAAAUGAAACAGUAUGACAAUAGGUGUAAAGUUGACUGCCUUCAUUUAAAUAUUAAUUAUUUAAGAAAGUCUCACUAGACAAUGCUGUCUGUUUUCAGGUGUGGUCUGUAUGAACUGGUCUGAUUUAAAUAUUUUCUCAAAAUCACGAACACUGUAAAUGAAGGUUGUGGGAUAUAAACUCAUAGUUGCAGACUGUAAUUUAAUUGCAUCUCAUUUCCUUACACUAUUACAGUUGAAAGCAAUAUAAUUAAAAUACUGCUUAUACCUGUAUAAAAUGUAGUACGUAUA